AAAUCAUUUGUGAUAGUGCCGUCGAACGGGAAAAGUACCAACUCCUCCAUUGCUGUUUAUAACUAUUCCAGUGUGCGAAUAUAGGUAUAUCGUCUACCUCGUCUAAAUACUGUACACACACGUUUCACACUUAAAUAUUAUCCAUCGCACCACCAUGAGCCAACCACAGGCCGUUUUCAUUCUAUUAUUGAAUGUAUUUUUAACAACAUUCGUAUGUGCCCAAUAUGGUAGACCUGCUGGCAAUAGCAAUCCCGGAUACGGUGGUACAGGUACCAGUGUACAAUCAGGAUAUUAUGGACCCAAAGGCCAAUAUCCUGGUAGUACGGGUAAUAAUGCACCAUCAGGAUAUUAUGGACCCAAAGGCCAAUAUCCCGUCGGAGGACCUGGUGGAUCAGAUGGAAAUUCAGAACCCGAGCCGUUCAACUUUGCUUACCAAGUGAAAGAUGCGCCCACCAAUACAUACUUCAUGCACGAAGCCAAUAGUGAUGGCAAUCGAGUGACCGGAUCGUACAGCGUACUUCUUCCGGACGGUCGUAAUCAAGUAGUGACAUAUGUGGCCGACGAAAAUGGUUACAACGCCAAGAUCAGCUACGAAGGAGAAGCAAAACCACAACCAUCUCAACCAGGCAGCCAAGGAGGUUAUCCGUCCACAUCGGGUUUCCUUUCUACUGCUCCUAAAUAUCCUGCUGCCCCAAUACGCGGUUCUGCUCCUCGUCCCACUGGUUAUCCAGGUUCUGCUGUUCCUGCUUCUGCUCCUGCCCCAGGUUAUUCUUCUUCUUCUCCUGCCUUUGGUUCUUCUGCUUCGGCUCCAGCCAGUGGCCCAUCGUCUGCACCAAGUCUUGUUAAGUACUAGUAAAAGUAUUCAAAUACUUUUUAAGUACUCAAAUACGUAUUCUUAAUACAUUUGAAAAAAUUACUUGGGCACAAUAUUUGAAUUAUUUAAAUACUAUUAUUCUAUUACUAUUAAUACUAUAAUUAUUCAAAUACUAUUUUUAAAUACUUUUUUCGUCUUACUUUGUUUACAGGGACGCCAAAUUUAAAUUAAAUUAUACUAAUAAUUUGAUAUUGUACAACAUUUUUAUUUAUAGAUCGUGCAUCAUUGUAUUUUGGUAUUUUGGUAUAUUGUAAUAUUUUUAGUGGUAUAAAAUACUAGGUAUCCAUUUAAUUUAAUGUAUACAAUCCGUCAAUUUCCUAAUAAAAUUGGAAAUACCUUUACUCGAAUUAUGUAUAUAUAAAACAUAACGAUAGUCGAUAGUUAUAAUAUAUUAUAUCUAUACAUUAUACACG
This is a messenger RNA of Metopolophium dirhodum (rose-grain aphid), 1287 nucleotides long. RefSeq names its product pro-resilin-like. The transcript has 3 exons. Gene Ontology annotation, cellular component: extracellular matrix. NCBI's taxonomy places the organism in Eukaryota, Metazoa, Arthropoda, Insecta, Hemiptera, Aphididae. Bases 155 to 853 code for a protein of 232 amino acids. The record is from RefSeq and is a predicted model, not a curated record.